AUGAUCGAAGAAGAAAAUAUUCAAUUUCAAAAAGACAAGAUAAGUCAUAGCAAACCGAUUCGUAGAAUCCCAAGAAAUGUCCAAACAUUCGGUCCAAAAGUAAAAUCAGCUAGCCAGGCGAAUAAAUUUAAUUUUCAACACGUAGUCUAUGCACUUAAAAGCAUCAGCGAGGGGCGAGAUAUAUUAAGCAGCAUUAAAACAGUCUCAGAUCGCAUAAAUGACUUAAAUGAAUCCGAUUUAGAGAAGAUUGAAACAAUGAUUCCUUACAAUGUUCUACUAGAUGUGAUAGUUUCAAUGGGUGAUUCAGCAGAUUCAUCGCCAAAACCGGGUAAUUUUACUCCAAUACUAAUAAUUUUAAGUAAAUUUGCUGGAAAUGAUUCAUUUCCAGCCAAUUUAUUCAUUGAUGAAAAAAUACUACAACUAAUUUUAUCUGUUAUCAGUAAUGCAGAAGGUCUAGAUAAUAGAGACUAUGCAUUUAAGAUCUUUAAUACAUUAGUCAGAAUUGAUGUCAGUGUGCGUGACUUCCUGAUAGCAAAUGGCAUCAAAACUAUACUUUACACAGAAAGUUUACCUCCUUCUGGCAUAGAUUUACUAUUCGCUUUCGCUUUUACCCAGCCAUAUUUAGAAAAAAAUACAAUUAGACAGAUUUACUUUACUCUUCUUAAUAUAAUACAAGGAGGGAAAUCUAAAUCUGUUCUACGCAUCCUUGAGUAUCUACAAGAAGAUCUGCCAGCCGUUGAAGGUUUUGCGUUUGAAUUUGCAGAAUAUAUCUUAAUAAGAAUAGAAAAUAAGUAUGAAUAUAAGAUUGUUCGGAAAGUGUUUGAUGUUAAAGGAAAAUUAGAGAUUCCUGAUGAGACAUGUUAUAUGUUUUUGUUAAACUCUCUGAAAUCGAACAUCGAGAAGCCAUCAACACAUGAAUUACAGAGUUUUUUAAUAUGGGGAUUUAGCACAUUAGUAUCAUUCAUCUCUAAUUUCGACUUAGAUUCAUUGAAACAAAUCUCAGAGUUUUUCUUCGAAAAAUUUGCAAAAUUUUCAUAUAAAAUACAAGUUGUUGUUGUCAAGGCAUUCUGUUUGAUGGAUAGUUCGUGUUUAGAUGAUUCUCGUUGUGUUGAUGCCCUUGUGCAGUUCUCUGUUGAUGAAACAAUUGGCGCACACUGCAUGAUGAAACUUGUUUCAAUAAUUAAAAGAGGUAGCGAAAUCUCAGAAUACGCAGCAGAAAAAUGCCAUGAAAUAGAUGAUUCUAUCAAUGACAUGAUGACAAAUGAAGACCCUGAGAAAUCUAAUGCUGCAGCAACAUUAUCAAUUACUCUUGAAGAAAUGCAAAAAUAA
Molecule: messenger RNA, 1329 nt
Organism: Trichomonas vaginalis G3
Lineage: Eukaryota; Parabasalia; Trichomonadida; Trichomonadidae
Exons: 1
Coding region: 1-1329 (442 amino acids)
Source: RefSeq, a predicted model, not a curated record